AUCCCCCACUAUUAUUUCUUUCAAUUUUAUAAAUAUUUAUAUACACACAUAUACAUACAUAUAUAAUGCAAUACUCUCGUGUGUCGCCACUCGCUUUUAAACUAGCUCGCCUUUCAAAUGUGUCUGCAUUGCGUCAUGUUUCUCAAGUUAGAAAUUUACACAUUCAGGUUCCUGCAGCUUUAUAUACUGAUUCAAGGAAAUCCAAUAUACUUCAAAAAGGUCUUUUCAUGAAUCAAAUUAGAACUUAUGCUGAUAAAGUCGUUAAAGUUCCUCAAAUGGCGGAGUCUAUCUCUGAAGGCACUCUUAAGCAAUGGGUUAAGCAGGUUGGUGAUUUUGUUAAACAAGAUGAAGAAGUAGCUACUAUUGAAACUGAUAAAAUUGAUGUUACUGUCAAUUCUCCUGCAUCAGGAACCAUUGUUGAAGUAUAUGCACAAGAAGAAGACACUGUUGCUGUUGGUGCUGAUUUCUUUAAAUUAGAAAUUGGUGAAGCACCUAAAGAAGGUGCUGCCCCUACCAAAAAGGAAAGAGUAUCAAAACCUAUAGAACAAGAAUCCAAGAAGGAAGAACCCAAGAUAGAAGAGCCAAAGAAGGAAGAGCCAAAGAAGGCAGAGCCAAAGAAACAAGAAGCACCUGCUACUCCUAAGCCUGCCGCCUCUUCCUCAUCUACCUCUGUCUCAAAUGAAAAGAUAUAUGGUAAUCGUAACGAAACACGUGUCAAAAUGAAUCGUAUGCGUCUUCGAAUUGCAGAACGUUUAAAGCAAUCUCAAGAUACCGCUGCUUCAUUAACUACCUUUAACGAAAUUGAUAUGACGAACUUGAUGAAUUUACGAUCCGAGUAUAAGGACGCAGUUAUCAAGAAGCAUGGCGUAAAAUUGGGUUUCAUGUCUGCCUUUGUUAAAGCUGCCGCUGUUGCAUUGGAAGAAAUUCCUGCUGUGAAUGCAUCUAUUGAUGGCAAUGAAAUUGUAUACCAUGACUAUGUUGAUAUGAGUGUUGCUGUCUCAACACCUAAGGGUCUUGUCACGCCUGUCUUGAGAAAUGUGGAGGACAUGGGAUUUGUUGAUAUUGAAAAGACAAUUGCUGAACUUGGUAAAAAGGCCCGUGAUAAUAAAAUUACUAUUGAAGAUAUGGCGGGUGGCACAUUCACGAUUUCUAACGGUGGUGUCUUUGGAUCACUAAUGGGUACACCUAUUAUUAACUUGCCUCAAACUGCAAUCUUGGGUAUGCAUUCUAUUAAAGAAAGACCUAUUGCUAUUAAUGGAAAGGUUGAAAUCCGUCCUAUGAUGUAUGUUGCCCUUACUUAUGACCAUAGACUUGUUGAUGGUCGUGAAGCUGUUACAUUCUUGGUUAGAAUCAAGGAACUUGUUGAAGAUCCUAGAAGACUUCUUUUAGGUGUUUAAAAAAAAAUUGUAUACAUACAAAAAACAAAACAAAACAAAAAUAAAAAUUUAUUUAUAAUACAUUCCCAUUUAAAAAAAAAAAAGAAAAA
Molecule: messenger RNA, 1486 nt
Organism: Cokeromyces recurvatus
Lineage: Eukaryota; Fungi; Mucoromycota; Mucoromycetes; Mucorales; Mucoraceae
Product: dihydrolipoyllysine-residue succinyltransferase E2 component
Exons: 7
Coding region: 66-1397 (443 amino acids)
Biological process (GO): tricarboxylic acid cycle
Cellular component (GO): oxoglutarate dehydrogenase complex
Molecular function (GO): dihydrolipoyllysine-residue succinyltransferase activity
Source: RefSeq, a predicted model, not a curated record